Durusdinium trenchii is the source of this 225-nucleotide messenger RNA. Lineage: Eukaryota; Dinophyceae; Suessiales; Symbiodiniaceae. The record is from the annotation of a GenBank genome assembly.
AUGUUGGGUGACUUUCCAAGACAUCCUGUUGCAGAGAAGAGAAACCGAAAGAGCUGCGUUGGCUGUACUCUUUACUGCGACGAGAUUGAAAGCCUGAAUGAGUCGUGGAUGUUCGUGCUUUGGUCCAGCGACGUUUCUCCAUACCGGACUGACUCUGUCAGCUCGCGCUUUCCAAUUGCCAUAAUCCCGGCCAGCCUCUAUGUCAUCAACGAUGAAGGAGUUAAU